GUUAGUGAUCGAUAGUUGAAUACCACUGAUGAACUGUGGAGAGAAGCUAUUACAGCCAACAAAAUGGACAUAACAGCACUUUAGCUCUUUUUUUAUUUCUAACUUGGCUUUGUCUUCAGACUAAUGCAAUCGAGUCAACACAGGAAGAUGUCUUGAGAAACACAGAAAACAAGAAUGACAACUUUUUUUCUUCUGGACUUUUUUCUUCAGCUAACUCAAUUUUUCGGAUAUUCACGAUAAGAAUGGUUUUCUUUCAUCUGCUUCUUAUCACUGUUUCAAACAAAGAACUGUAUUAAUGCUCAAACAGCUACAGCCUCAAGUUCUUUUGAGGAAUUCCUUAAAUGAAAGCUUCAGAAUGAUGAUUUACAUCAUAUGAUCAGCGUCGUCUUUGCUUUUCGGUAAAGUUUAUCGGGUGCUCACAGACGUUCUCCUUCUGUAGGAAAUUUGCUCUUGAGAUGCAUUGAUGGAACUUGGAAGACAGCCAGACAGAACAAGGGUCGGAUAAAAGAAAGCAGGGCAGCAAAACGGAGACAACAUUUUACUUUACCCUAUGGGAGCAAACAAAAAUCUCCGGCCCAUUUCCUCUUCUUUAAACCAUCAGUAUCUUCAUCUGUUUAAAAUCAUAUUCGUAACUUUAAAAUGACUUGAGAGUAAUGUAACUUUGUUGUGAAUCACAGUAAAGUACAUGUGUUGCAAUGAUGAAGCUUUUCAACGUGACUCGAGAGACUUCCGUGGAAAAUAUGAGAGAGAACUACAGAGCGACACCAGCGAGUCUAAUGCUUACAACCCCGGCCAUGACUGAAAAUGUUUUUUUGUCCAUGGGCUAUAUUCUUAGCGUGGGAUCUGUUUUGAUCAUCUCCACCAACCUUCUAGUAGCCAUUGCUCUGGGCCUGCUCAUCCACAAGAAGAGCUGCCAGAGCUGGUGCUUUGUCCUAUAUCUAGCCAUUGCUGACAUCCUUGUGGGCUUGGCUAUCACUGGCCUUGCCGCUGAUGCUCUUGAAGGCCGCACGGCCUCCAUGCAUAAAGGCAAGUGUUUGUUACGCAUGUGCUUCAUCAUUGCACCUUCCACUGCCUCGAUCCUCACCUUGUUCUGUAUCUCGCUGGACCGCUAUGUGGCCAUAAAGAUGCCACUGCGAUAUUCGCAGCUAAUGAGCAAGAAGAUGGUCGUCGGGGCUUUGGUGCCCCUGUGGAUGAUCUCGGUCACUGUGGGAUUCUUGCCUUACAUUGUGAAACCAAUGCAACGAAAAGACUAUGACAGUGUUUGCACGUUCUUCUCAGUCAUCGAGCCCCAGGGCAUCAGUGUGAUCUUCUGCUUGUUUUUCUUCCCUCUACUCUGUGUUUUCAUUUAUUUCUACAUGGACAUCUUGAAAAUCGCCUGCGGGCAUCAGCAGCGCAUCUGCAGCAGGCAGGCGGGUUUGAGGUUUCUGCCGCCCAGCCGUUACUGGGGUCACGUAAAAGCCCUGCGGACUGUUGCCUUGCUGGUUGGCUGCUUCACACUCUGCUGGUGCCCUUUCUUUGUGGUCAGUGUUGUGCAGGUUUCAUGUCCUAAAUGUACACUUUAUCACUUUUUGGAGAACCAGCUCUGGCUGCUGGGACUCUCAAACUCCCUUAUCAAUCCGCUCGUCUAUGCCUGCUGGCAGCGGGAGGUGAGGAAUCAGAUUUGUGGGAUCUUCACUAAAGUCAGAAUGUGUUGCACGACACGCUCGGAAAUGGCAGAGAGAUGCCACAUAGUCCAUAUAACCACCAGUCAGACACAAUUUCAUGGCAAGACGCUGCCCAUCGAGUUAAAAUACACAAUUCCUUAAACAUCCGGAAAAACAUUCCCAAUAGGGUAGAGCUCAUUGGAAACUGUAUGAGGUCUUUUAUGUCCCUUAAUGGAUUUGGAGCCCUGAGUAUCUUCACAUGAAAUAGAGCAGAUGGCUCUGUUUGUUCUUCUUUCUCCCUGCACUCAACACAUUCAAAAUAACCAAAGCACUUAGCCUAGUUCUUGACCUAUUUGGAUAUGUUUUUUUUCACUAUCAGUCGUAAAAUACAAACUGCAUUAGAUAAAACUCAUAUAUACGUCAAUGUGCAUUAUCCAAUAUGUGCUUAAAGAUUUUAUCUGUAUAUCAACAGUAAGUCAUAGGUCUCAUAUAAUAAUAACAACAUGCAACUCUUUUCAACAUGGUGGAACUUUUAUGUAUGAAAAGUAAUUGUUUUUUAAAUAUUUUAUUAUUAAUAUUGUUUAGUAUUGUAGAUUGUUUUGUGUGAUUAUGCGCAUUACAGGUUUCGGCGGCAACAAUAUAAACAAUCGUUAUGUGGCCCAAACUUAACUUCCGGUACACAUCUGCAAAGAAUCAAUAACUGUUGAGUAUUUUUUUUAAUAUAAUAAAUUAUUAUUAUUAUUAUUAAGUUAAUAUUACUAUAAAUUAAAAAAAAGAACAUCAUACCACAGCCAAACACCAUAACCAAACACAGACCGGAAAUUAACUACGGGCCAGGCGCCUGCUCCCGUCUUUCCGACAGAAAGCGUAGACGUGUCUGCCAUCUUGGAAUGGUCCUCUGACGUCACUCAAUGUUGACUAGAAUGCGCUAACACUAAACUUCACAACCAUGGUUAUUAAACGAGAGGGAUUUCAAUUCCCGAGAAAUGGGAUAGCCUAACCUUAAGUUGCUGUCAAGUCUCAAGGUUACCGCUAAGGUUUUCUAUACAAAAACUACAAAUCCCACAAUCGCCUUGUUCAAACCGGAAGAGUACCAGCGGAAACAAGUCGGUCGG
Triplophysa dalaica is the source of this 2758-nucleotide messenger RNA. Its product is annotated as glucose-dependent insulinotropic receptor. Gene Ontology annotation, molecular function: phosphatidylcholine binding; G protein-coupled receptor activity. Gene Ontology annotation, biological process: G protein-coupled receptor signaling pathway. Bases 696 to 1805 code for a protein of 369 amino acids. Lineage: Eukaryota; Metazoa; Chordata; Actinopteri; Cypriniformes; Nemacheilidae. The transcript is spliced from 2 exons. Gene Ontology annotation, cellular component: membrane. The record is from RefSeq and is a predicted model, not a curated record.